UGGGCGCCGCGUAGGUGAUGGAGAAGGCGAGCCCAAUCCCAGUCGCCCGACGAUAGUCGCGCCGGCGGACUGUUGCUCCUCCGCGUCCCGCUUUUACGGCCAGGGAGAACGGUUUCGCGAGAGCCGAAACGUCGCGUAGUCUUCGACCCAUCGAGUGCGACGUGACUGCGAGCGGGCGUCUUUGGCCCGACACCUCGGAAAGGCUUCUCCGGACAGCAACGCAUCAUCGCUGUGCUUUUUUUUUUUCGCCCGUUUCGAAACUACAGGAAGUGCGGUCGGCUCGCGGGAACGAGCACAUUUAUCAGUGGAGUUUCAUCGUUCUGCUCUUGGAGGCGGCGGCAACAUCUGACGGUGGUCCUCUGGUGUCCGACACUGGUGCUGCAUGUCGCUACGGACCGCAUCGCCCCGUUUGGUGUGUGUGUUUGUGGACGGGUGUCUCGCGGGUGUGCGUGGCCGGUCGGCCUGUACCGCUCACGCGGAUUCCUGACGGAUUUCUAGAAGAGCGAGCACAUCGCGGUCGACGGAUCGCGAUCAUACAGGAGUGAGCCCUCGGCGGCGGAGUCAACGGGCGAGGAGGCCAGCACCUCGGAGGCGACCAUGAUCAGCCGGCGGAAGAUCCUCUCCCGGUCCGGGACGAGCUGAAUGUGGACUUUACCGUGGAGGACGAAGAGGACGUCUGGUACCAGAAGGAGAAGCUCUUUAAGGACCACAUUCAGGAGGUUCUGAACAAAUGGGGCCAAAUCGACGACGAAAUAUGGGCCAAGAUCAUCUGCAUGGAGCGCAACCGACGCGUCGCAAAGGCGUACGCCCGCGCGUCCGUUCUCACCAUCAACGGUUCCAACGAAGGCUUCGAUGGGUACAGGAUCGGCCUCUGCGGUUUCGACAACCCUAUGCGGGACCCUAGGACCGAGGAACUAAAGAAACAAAUUGGCCACGGAGUGAAAAUCAAGAUGGACGAGGCGGGCAACAUCAUGAUCAAGCGCGCCAGCAAGAGCAACGUCUACAUCAAGGAGAUCUCGGGCGGGGAGAACAACAGCGUCAGCGCCGACAUCAUCCGCAACAAUGGUCUCCUGGAGUACGACAAGCCCGUUAAGCUCUUCGACAUCAAGAAGUUCCAGCAGAACGUGUCCCGCGAGCUGAAGCGUGCCUACCCGGACAGGCGGCACCUGGAGGCGCAGUGCCUUAGCUGCGUCUGUUUCGUGAAGGACAGCCCCGAACUCCUGGACUGCGCCGUCUGGGUCAUGGUCAUCAACAUCGUCGCCCUCGACAUGCUCAAGACUAAACUGCCUCCUCCCAUGUCCAAGCGCCAGAGUGCCCCGAACCUUAUGAGCGUCUUCGACCGGCCGCCGAGGCUGCCCGAGGAAGACCCGUACAGCCUUCCAGGAGCCGUGCCUCGUCAGCAACCGCAGCCACCCAGGGAAUCGAAGCCCCCGAAGCUACCGCCGAGGGACUUGCCUCGCGUCAGUGUGCCCAGGCCUGACUACGAGGACGUGGAGCCUAUGGCCCGACCUCCGCCUCCAGCAAACAGGAAAAAGAACGGUAGUUACUACGACGACCCGUACUACUGCGGCUUCCGGGCACGUGUGCCCAACUUCGCCAAGCGGGGCCAGGAGGACGGCCACCACGCCGUGUCCGGUCCCAUGUCCAGCGCUCCCAUGCCUCGAAGCCACAGCCAGAACUACUUGAGCCUCUUCAACAAGGGACCCGAACGAUCCAUCUACGACUCGGCCUACGGAAGCUGUUCCACCGUCACGCACCAUGCACCAUCAGGAGGAGAAAGAGGCUUCAGUGGCGGCAGCGGCGGCUCGAGCGGUGACGACGACUACUCCAAGAUCUAUGGUCGCAUCGGCCGGGGAGGACCUAGCGGUCCCUCGUCGGCUGCCUACAACCAGCUGCCCCGCGAAGUGUACGUCGGCGAGUGGGAAUGACAGGCGGCCCGCGACGGGGUCGCCGCCCGUCGUCGAGGCCGCCAGCCUACCACCCCGCUGUCGCAGCUACAGAACCAGCAGCCCCUCGCGUCGCGACUUCCUCCGCCGCUGCCGCAGCCUCGAAGCUCGAGGUCCCUGCCGACCGGCAUCGCGGCACCGCAGUCGCCGCCCGCCUGGAAGCCGCACAAGAAGAGCGCCCUCUACGGCCGCGUCAGGGCCGUCUUCUCCUCUAGGAAACACUGAUUCUCGAGCCCCGGCUAAGCGCGCGUGAAGAACACGCAAGCCGAGUGUGACACGUGGCCUCAAAGCGAGUCGUCUUGGCUUCUAUACUGCUGUUCUGAGAAACACCUCCUGGACAAGGCAAGCGACGACAGUGGAUACACUUGAGUGGUCUACAUGCUGCCCGUAUAUUGAUUGUCCAGCUGUGGAACGUGCUCAUGGGCAACAGGAAAUGACCCUGAUGUACCUCCAGGUGCACCCAUACGUUUUUUUUUUUUUUGCUUUAGAUGUCACUGUCGUUAUUUUGAAACUCGGUGGUGUCACGUAGGGCAUCUCGCACGCUCCAGCCUUGUCAACAAUGAAGAACAGAGAAUACGCAAUCGAAAAGAAACUGUCGCUGCUGGACUGCCUUCAUGAGUUGCGUUCUCAAAGGAACCACGGGCACUUAUUCGGAAAGUGAGCCACGAAACGUCUCACUCGGCUGCGGCUGCCAGACCGAAAAGAUUGCGCACGUCGUCCAAACUUCGCUGAAGGCACCGGGCAGGAUGAAAAAGUGCUACUUCCGCAAAACGUCCACUGUCGCGGUGCAGAUUCGCGGGCAUGUUCAUCGAGACAGUGCAUCCACGAGGAAAUUCGAAAGGUGCGGUUGAACUUGCUGCGGGCUUGGCUGCUGUUUUCGGCGUGAAAAUAUGUUUUCAGUCUUGCCAUGCGGCUAUUUCGUCGAAGUCACGAGGUGCUUUUUUUGGACCAUACAUGCACAUAUAUGGUCCAGACGAGCCGAGCAUCGGGUCCACGGCUCUUUGAGGAACAACGUUUUUUACACGUUUUUUAUAGUGUGUUCUUUGAUUACUUUUUUUUUUAUCCAGCGUGCCUGUGCAGCGUGCCCGUGCGUGAAUGUGUGUGGCAGGUCGAAUGCGAGGUUGAAGAGUGCCGCAACGUGGAAGGUUGCACCUUCCGCGAAGGAUUAGGAAAAGGACACACAUGUUGGUAGCGAGUGCCCCAUAUGCAGCAACGACCGAGCGACAAAGAUGGUGUUCUUGUUUUAUUUUUAUUUUUUCGAACGUGCGCGUUGAAACUCCUGUGAGACUCUUUGCGACCAGCCUGACUGUACAUUUUUUUUUAGGAACCAAGCAAACACCCUAUCCGUCGUCGCCACUGACUUCCGCUACGUGCGUAUAGCAGUGUGCUUCUGCUUGCGAUGUUUGUUGUGGCCUAUUCCUCUUUUUUUGUUCUUGCUGUUCCAGCCGCACGCAGGCGUUCUAGCAGCCAGAAACGCGGCUGACGAUCGCUUCCUUAGUUUGUUUACUUGUUUAUUACCGUUUUUUUUUAAUCCUGCAUUGUUAUCCCGAUCGCCUGCCUACCUGUUCACGAGACUUCAACACGCUUGGCGCUCGAACGCGAGCCAGUGUCUCGCACGUCGCUCUUUUUUCGUCGUGGUGAUCGUGUUUUUAUUUCAAGCCGUAGAUGCGAGCAUCGUGGGAACCCUGACUGGCUAUUUACAAAGAUGGCAUUUGAUUCGCAAACUAAACUUUUCAAUUCCGGUGUCUGGCAGUGAACGUGUGUUCUGAGCACAAUCAGAACAAUCAGGCACGCAAAGCUGUGCCCGUCUUUCAAAGAAACUUGUUGCGUGUACCACUGCUCGUGGAGGAGUUCUCUGGCACAAACGACUGACAAUGCAUCAGCACACCGAGCAAUGGUGAAAAUGAGUUCUGUGCGUUUCGCCCCAUUGAGCCAAGAGUAGGGUAUCCCCGAUGUUCCCAUCUGCAGGUCGUCCCUUUUGCCUUGGUUUGUUCUACGUGCGUACAGCUCUUGUUAUUGUUACCCUGGAGCCCCCCAACUUGUACCACACUGUAUAGAUAGAUUGCUCAGUGCUUCCAUGUUACCCCUAUUUUUCGUUCUUUCUGCUAUACGUAGUGUCGCAAUAUCUAUAUGUCGUACUUUUUUUUCUCGCUAUAGUUUUCACUGAAUCCUACUGCAUGCAACUGAACAGACGAGGUUCUCAUAAAAGAGGCGUUUCCCCGGUAAAUGAGGGUAUCAAUGCUUGCGUUAAGCUCGUCAUAACGAGUCCGGUUCGUACAGUAAAGGCCAGGGCAACUGGCAACGUGCAUGGAAUGCUUGGCAACCAUGGCAACGCCAAAGCCAUUCCAGUAACAAAUGAUGGCGCCCCUGACAGCACCGUCCAGCUGCUGUAAUACUAUUAUAAAAUUUGCUGAGUCAUGCAUCACCAUCGCACAUGCCACUGCAUGCGCAAUGCAUGUCACACAGGGCUAAAGAAUUUGAUUCAUGGAAAUUUUCACCCGCUGAAAGUUUGCUAAUCUCGAGUAAAUUUGGAACCAUGAGAAAUGAGCGAUAUGUUCUCACUCGAAUUUACGCCUGUGUUGGCUUUACCCUUCCCGCUCUCCUCUUGUUAUUUUUGUUUUUGUUCACUGCACUUUCUUGUCCUUUUUUUUUUUUGUUAUUCCAAAAGAGUGUUCCGUACUGCCAACCCACUGAUGACCUCUAAUUGUUUUCCUUACUUAAGUGUUCUCCUGUUGUUGACGACGACGGUGUCUGGUAUACUGCUAAGUUAAUGACCUGGAAACAGCUCUUUCGCUUCAUGCUGUUGUGAAGGAAACGCGAGAAGUGUGACGUAUGCGCACCGAGUGGUGACGCACACUACUCUUGCCGAAGGAAGGCGCGUCGCGGAAGUUCGAGGAGAAAACAAGAGGGAAACAGAAAACUGCCAAGCCUGUUGUUGUAAUUACAAGUUGUUUUGACUAAUUUCUUCGUUAUUUAAUGAACUCGUAUAGCUUGUUUCAUUUUUUUUCUUUCGCGAGAAGUUCAUGCUAAUAAAAACAAGACUUUCAGACGUUAA
This is a messenger RNA of Rhipicephalus microplus (southern cattle tick), 5001 nucleotides long. RefSeq names its product expansion (gene exp). Gene Ontology annotation, biological process: regulation of DNA-templated transcription. Gene Ontology annotation, molecular function: protein binding. NCBI's taxonomy places the organism in Eukaryota, Metazoa, Arthropoda, Arachnida, Ixodida, Ixodidae. The record is from RefSeq and is a predicted model, not a curated record.